AUCACAUCCGGGUAGACAAGGAAACGGAAGAGGCGUCCGCGGUGUUUACAUUCAGAGCAGCAGAAAAUAGUUUCUAGACUCGGAUUAUGAAAGUGUUUCCACCUCAAAGAGCGACUUUAAGAGGUAAGGAAAGUGUUUGGUACCUUUAAAAACACAUUUCUGUUCCUGUUGUUGGGCUAACUAGCUGUAAAAUUGAAUUAAAAGCGCUGUUGUUUGUCAAACUGCGACUUUUAGCUGGUGUAGACUGAAAACUGUGAUGAUUUGGAGCCUCUGUUUAGUUUUUCUGUAUUAUGUUAAAAAAAAAACAGGUUUCAGACUGGUGUCACUGUCGCAUUUUCAGCCCCUCAGCUCUUAAGAUAACAUCUCUUCCUUCUCAUCUUCUAAUGUCAGUGUUUUGGGGAGUUAUUCCUGAAAUUUAUCAGACUUUUUAAGACUUUGUGGAGAAUUAAUAAGCUGAAUUUAUCUGGUAUUCACAACUUGAAGUUACUGCCAUUAUAAUUCCAUAACUUCACCUUUAAUGCACUUUAAAUCUUCAUUUUAGAGAAUGAAAUUAUACGCCGGAAUAUCCCUUUAACUCCUUUUUCCUUCCUGCUCUAAUCUGACCGUACAUUUCUGUUUUUCCCCUCAGAUCUGUGGUUAAAAAACAGCUGAAACCAGUCAGUAAAAGAACAACUUUGACCUUUGAUGAAGUGAAACGCUGACAAAGAUGGCAGAGAAAGAGUUGGAGCUGGACCGUGAGGUUAUUUCCUGUUCGAUCUGUCUGGACCUGCUCAAGGAUCCAGUGACUAUCCCCUGUGGACACAGUUACUGCAUGAACUGUAUCAAAACCCACUGGGAUCAACAAGAUGAGGGGAGCGUCUACAGCUGUCCUCAGUGUCGACAGACCUUCACACCGAGGCCUGUCCUGGGGAAAAACACGGUGUUAGCACAUUUAGUGGAGGAGCUGAAGAAGACCGGACUCCAACCUGCUCCUGCUGAUCACUGCUUUGCUGGACCUGAAGAUGUGGCCUGUGACGUCUGUCCUGGGAGGAAACGAAAAGCUCUUAACUCUUGUCUUGUCUGCCUGGCCUCUUACUGCGAGAGACACCUUCAGCCUCAUUUCGAAGUUCCUCCGCUGAAGAAGCACAAGCUGGUGAAUCCAUCCAACAACCUCCAGAAGAACGUCUGCUCCAGUCACGAUGAGGUGAUGAAGAUAUUCUGCCGCACUGACCAGCAGCCCAUCUGCUAUCUUUGUUCGAUGGACGGGCAUAAAGGCCACGACACGGUCUCAGCGGCGGCAGAAAGAGCGGAGAAGCAGAAAAAUCUGGAGGCGAGUCGAAGAAAAAUCCAGAGGAGAGUCGAGGACAGAGAGAAGAACGUGGAGCAGAUUCAAGAAAGUUCGGCACAUAUCAAUUACGUUGCUCAUAAAGCGGUUCAAAACAGCGAGAAGACGUUCACCGACCUGAUCCGCCUCAUGGAGAAAAGACGCUCCGACGUGAAGCAGCAGGUUAGAUCUCAGCAGAAAACCGAUUUGAGUCGAUUGAGAGACCUUCGGGAGGCGGCGGAGCAGGAGAUCGCAGAGCUGAAGAGGAAGGACGCUGAGCUGGAGGAGCUGUCGCAAGCCGAGGACCACAUCCAGUUUCUCCAGAACUACCCCUCACAGUCAGCGCUCAGUCAAUCUUCACAUUCAAGCGUCUCAAACGCUGUAAAUCGGAGUCCCCUUCACGGUAUUUCAACUGCUGUGUCCGAAAUCGGACGGAAAAUCGAAGACAUUUUGAUGAGGAACUGGAUAGACGGCUCACAGUCAGAGACUCCAGGAGAUGUUUUGCUCCUAAACCCACAACCUCUAACCAGAGCGGACCUCUUCAAAUAUUAUGUCGACAUCACGCUGGAUCCGAACACGGCGCACCCUCAUAUUUUGCUAUCUGCGAGGAACAAAAAAGCAACACUGGAGACUGAAACGCAGACUUCUUUCGAACACCUGGACAGAUUCACGGAUUACUGGCAGGUCCUGAGCAACGAGAGCGUGACUGGGAGAGGUUACUGGGAGGUGAAGUGGAGAGGAGGACUCUACAUCGCAGUAACGUACCAGAGCAUCAGCAGAGGAGAGAGUUGUGUCGAGUGCGUACUCGGGCACAACGACAAAUCCUGGGCGUUGGAUUGCGACGGCAAAGGUUACCGCUUCUGGCACAAUCAAAGGAGCGACGAAAUCUCCGGUUCUCUGUGCACCAGAAUCGGCGUCUACGUGGACCACAGCGAGGGGAUUUUGUCCUUCUACAGCAUCACCGGGGUCACGAGGCUCAUCCACGGUUUCCACACCCACUUUGAUCAGCCGCUCUACGCAGGAAUCGGGUUUUAUUAUCCCGGAGACUCGGCUGAGUUCUGUAGACUGAAGUAGAAAUCUUAUUCUUUAACUGUUAAAAAAUCUGAAUAUUAUCUUCUUUUGUGUUUUUGUUUUAAAAGGUUUGUUUUUUUUCUUUUACGUAAACCUCCGAUCUAAUAAACCGACAACUUCUCUGUCAUUGCACCGUUAAAAAUAAAAGAAAACGACUUUAA
Messenger RNA from Xyrichtys novacula (pearly razorfish), 2535 nucleotides. The record is from the annotation of a GenBank genome assembly. NCBI's taxonomy places the organism in Eukaryota, Metazoa, Chordata, Actinopteri, Labriformes, Labridae.